GGAGGUCCACCUGUGCGAUGCAGGGGAGCUAGCAGGGCGGGCAGGGAGGGGGCACCACAGCCCCAGUUGCGGGUGGGACUUUGGAAGGGGGCCUCAGCCCGGCGGCUAGUUCCCGAGGAGUUGGGGUGGUUCCCCAGGAGGGUUCCGAGACUUCUGAGGGCGGGGCACGGAGCUGCCCCAUGGAGAGGGGCUCUUGAGCCGGGCGAGCGGAAAGCACGGUGCCCCUCAUCCGCGGGAGGUUGGAGGUGCCCGCGGGGGAUGAGGGUGGCCCAAGGCGUGGUCCUGAGUGGCCGCUGGCUAGUGUGCCCGUCCAGAGAGCGGCCGUGCCUGGGCGCUGCGGCCAUGUGGUGGCUGCUGGUGGUCUUCUCCCAGCUGGGCCCGGCGGCCGGGGACAACGUGACCAUCGCCGUGGUCCUGCCAGAGCACAACACGGCGUACCCGUGGGCCUGGCCGCGGGUGGGCCCCGCCGUCGAGCUGGCCAUCGAGGAGAUCGCCCGCCGGCCGGCCCUUCUCCCCGGCUACGCCGUGCGGUACGUCUUUGGCACCAGCGAGGACGGCCACGGGGUCUGCUCGGAUUCCGUGGCCCCCCUGUCCGCCGUGGACCUCAAGAUGGGCAGCAACCCCGACGUCUUCCUGGGGCCCGGCUGCGACUACUCCUUAGCCCCCGUGGCCCGCUUCACCGGGCACUGGGGGCUGCCGCUGGUGACCGCCGGGGCAGGGGCCGUGGAUUUCGACAACCGGGGCAACGGGUACCCCUUGACCAUCCGGACCGGGCCCAGCUACAGCAAGCUGGGCGUGUUUGCCAUCUGCCUCAACCAGCACUUCAACUGGACCAGCCGGGCCAUGCUGCUGUACCAGGACAACAAGACGGACGACCGGCACUGCUACUUCACCAUGGAGGGUCUCUACAUGAAGCUCCCCUUGCUGAACAACAUGACCGUGGAGGACAUCCCUUUCCUGAAGAGCAACUACACCUUGCUCAUCCAGCAGAUCAGACAGAAGGCCCGGAUUGUGUACGUUUGCUGCACCCCACACAUCUUCCGCGAACUCAUGCUACACGCGCACCGCGAGGGGCUCACCGCCGGCGAGUACAGCUUCUUCUACAUCGACCUCUUUGGGGCCAGCCUGCAGAGUUCCCGCUUCCCCGAACGGCAGCUGCCCUGGUGGCGUGGGGACGGAAGAGACACCCUGGCUCAAGACGCCUACAAGGCUGUGAUGAUCAUCACCUACGCUGAGCCCACAAAUCCUGAAUACAGGCCGUUUCUGAAGAAGGUCAGAGAAGGAGCUCGAAGGAAAUUCAACUUCACCAUGGAGCACGGGCUGAAGAACUACAUUACAGCCGCUUUCUACGACGGGGUGUUGCUCUAUGCCCAAGCGCUGAACGAGACUCUCGAGCAAGGGGGGUCCAUCCGCAACGGCACCGCCAUCACCCUCCAGAUGCGAGACCGGGUUUUCUGUGGGGCCACGGGGUGUCUGAAGAUUGAUGAGAACGGUGACCGAGAGACAGACUAUUCGCUCUGGGACAUGGACCCCAACUCUGGAGAGUUUGAGAUUGUUAUUAAUUACACCGGGACCACCAAGAAGCUUGAGAUAGUGCCCGGGAAGGACAUCCAUUGGCCAGGGAAUGCCGUGCCCAGAGAUGUGCCGCUCUGCGGCUUUGAGAACGAGAAUCCCAUCUGCCACAAAGCCUCCUUUUCCUUGCUGGAGAUCCUGUCCCUUGUGAUGAGCUUGGUCCUCCUCGGCAUCACCAUCAUGGCUUUCUUUGUGUACCGGAAACUGAAGCUGGAGAAGGAGCUGGCGUCGGAGCUGUGGCGUAUCCACUGGGAGGACGUUCAGUCCAGCAAUCUGGAGAAGAACCUUCGCAACAUGGGAAGCAAGCUCACCCUCUCCUUGAGAGGUUCGAACUAUGGGUCUCUGAUCACUACAGAGGGGCAGUUCCAGGUCUAUGCCAAGACUGCUUACUACAAGGGCAACCUUGUGGCAGUGAAACACGUGAACCGGAAGCGCAUCGACCAGACGCGGGACGUGCUCUUUCAGCUGAAACACAUGCGGGACGUUCAAAACAAGCACCUGACGCGCUUCAUCGGAGCCUGCAUUGACCCCCCGAACAUCUGCAUCCUGACAGAGUACUGCACUCGUGGCAGUCUCCAGGACAUCCUGGAGAACGAUAGCAUCACGCUGGACUGGAUGUUCCGCUAUUCGCUCACCAACGAUAUUGUCAAGGGGAUGCUCUUCCUCCACAACAGCGCCAUAAACUCCCACGGCAACCUGAAGUCCUCCAACUGCGUGGUGGACAGCCGCUUUGUGCUCAAGAUCACGGACUACGGGCUGGAGAGCUUCCGCCAGGCGGCCGACUCGGAAGACUCACAUGCGCUCUUCGCCAAGAAACUGUGGACGGCCCCCGAACUCCUGCGCAUGGAGUCGCCCCCCUCCCAAGGCACCCAGAAAGGGGACGUCUACAGCUUUGGGGUCAUCUUGCAGGAGAUUGCCCUGCGCAACGGCGUGUUCUCGGUGGAGGGCAUGGACCUGAGCCCCAAAGAGGUCAUUGAGCGAGUGAAGAGCGGUGAGUGUCCCCCCUUCCGCCCUUCUGUGAACCUGCCUGGCAACUUGGAGGAGGUGGUAUUUCUCAUGCAGCGGUGCUGGGCGGAAGACCCCCAGGAGCGCCCAGACUUCCACCACAUCAAGAGCAUGCUGCGGAAGUUUGACAAGGAGAGCAGCAGCAACCUUUUGGAUACGUUGUUGUCACGCAUGGAGCAGUAUGCCAACAACUUGGAGGAGCUGGUGGAGGAGCGGACGCAAGCCUACCUGGAGGAGAAGCGCAAGGCGGAGGCCCUGCUCUACCAGAUCCUUCCCCACUCGGUGGCAGAGCAGCUGAAACGGGGCGAGACGGUGCAGGCCGAGGCCUUCGACAGCGUCACGAUCUACUUCAGCGACAUUGUGGGUUUCACGGCACUGUCCGCGGAGAGCACGCCCAUGCAGGUUGUGGCCCUGUUGAAUGACCUGUACACCUGCUUUGAUGCCAUCAUCGAUAACUUUGAUGUGUACAAGGUGGAGACCAUUGGCGACGCAUAUAUGGUGGUGUCCGGCUUGCCGGUGCGUAAUGGCCGCCUCCACGCCCGCGAGGUCUCCCACAUGUCGCUGGCGCUCCUCGAGGCCGUCCGGAACUUCAAGAUCCGCCACCGGCCCGAGCAGCAGCUCAAACUGCGGAUUGGGAUCCACAGUGGUCCAGUCUGCGCAGGCGUCGUGGGCCUGAAGAUGCCUCGGUAUUGUCUCUUUGGCGACACGGUCAACACAGCCUCCCGCAUGGAGUCUAAUGGAGAAGCCCUGAAGAUUCACCUGUCAGCUGCCACCAAAUCCAUCCUGGAAGAAUUUGGCUGCUUUGAGCUGGAGUUCCGUGGCGAAGUGGAGAUGAAGGGCAAGGGCAAACUGCGGACGUAUUGGUUGCUGGGGGAGCGUGUCAGCAGUACACGGGGCUGAGGUGUGGUGAGACCCCUAUAACACGAUGAAGACAGCCUGUUUCCUUGAUGUUUGGGGUCAGAAGUACACCUUCUCAGCGGCAGUACUUCCAAAGACUCUUUGAGGAACCCACAGCCUGAGGUCCGGCCAGCAACGGGGAUCCCGGACUGAGCCCCCAGGACCCUACCCCCUUGGCCCCACAUAUCCUCCUGGACUUUUUGAGCAUGGCUUGUCCCCACCCCCGUGCCACCAGUGUCUGGCCCAGAUUCCACACUGCGCCCCAAAGACUUGACUCUCCGCAGGUGACUUCGGCUGGAGCCUAGCAAGGGUCGGGUGUUCCCUUCGCAUUUUUGUUUUGUGUGUGUCAUCAAGGACCCAUUUCCCCCACCAAGAGCUAGAAUGUGGUGGGCCUCUGCCUAACCCCUUGUCUCGGCCCUAACAAACUCUGUGCCCUGGACUACCCCACUCAUUCCCAGGGGUCAAUAUUGGAAACAGCAUAAUGAACUGGGUGCUGUAGCCAGAUCGGGAGGAGAGGAGAGAGGACACAGAGCCCUCUGUUCCCAAAGUAAUAGAUUUUGUAAUAAAAUGAAUGUAUGUGUCA
This is a messenger RNA of Hemicordylus capensis (graceful crag lizard), 4057 nucleotides long. RefSeq names its product natriuretic peptide receptor 1 (gene NPR1). Gene Ontology annotation, biological process: cGMP biosynthetic process; intracellular signal transduction; protein phosphorylation. The record is from RefSeq and is a predicted model, not a curated record. The transcript is spliced from 22 exons. Gene Ontology annotation, cellular component: membrane. The coding region runs from base 259 to 3477 and encodes 1072 amino acids. Lineage: Eukaryota; Metazoa; Chordata; Lepidosauria; Squamata; Cordylidae. Gene Ontology annotation, molecular function: peptide receptor activity; guanylate cyclase activity; ATP binding.